AUGGCCGUCUCGCAGCGAAUUGGCCGCCUCGGCCACACAUUCCGGGGCAGAGUGCUCCUCCCCCGGCCCUCUGCCGUGUCACCCGGCCGGCCCUGGGUUUGUUCGGCCUGCUUAAGCAGCAGCUCUCUUCGCCAGGAAAGCACCGUAUCCAGGCCGCGAACUACCAGACCGACCCCUGGCGGAGGGGUACACUUCAUUCGCCUACCCGGCCUGUUCCCAACUCAUGAAAGCUUCGCAAACCGCCAUAUCGGCCCCGACGAUGAGAGCACCAAGCAAAUGCUUGAGUCUCUUUCUCCUCCGGUCGAGUCCCUUGACAAGUUCGUCGAGCAAGUUAUCCCGCCAGAUAUCCUCUCGUCUCGUGAGCUUUUCCCUCGGCUUCGCAAGAGCUUCAGGUUACCUACCAGAAUCGCCACCAAGGAAGCUGUCCAGGAAUGGGAAGUGCAGUCGCUAGCCCGAAACUUUGCUCAAAAAAAUGCUGCCAACGUAAAGUAUCUCAUUGGCGGUGGCUACUACGACACACACACCCCCGAGGUAAUCAAGCGCAAUGUGCUGGAAAAUCCUGCCUGGUAUACUAGCUACACGCCGUACCAGCCCGAGAUCAGCCAGGGCCGACUCGAGUCUUUGCUCAACUUCCAGACCAUGGUCUCGGACCUCACGGCGCUACCCAUCUCUAACGCUAGCCUCCUGGAUGAGGGCACUGCCGCCGCCGAAGCCAUGACCGUGUCGCUGAACACGCUUUCGUCGUCCAGGGCUAAGCGGCCGGGCAGGACCUACCUUGUUGAUAAGAAUGUCCACCCGCAGACGAUCAAUGUCCUGCGCAGCCGUGCCGAAGGGUUCGGCAUCCAUGUUCGGGCCGUCGAUCUUUCCGAAUUCGACUUCUCUAUGCUAGAGUCCAUAGGCGAUGACCUGGUUGGUGUUUUGGUCCAGUACCCCGACACUUAUGGUUACGCCCGGGACUUUAGAGCCCUCGCCGAUGCGGUGCAUAAACAAGGCGCCUUGCUUAGCGUGGCUACCGACUUGCUGGCUCUCACACUCCUCACACCACCUGGUGAGUGGGGAGCAGACAUCGCCUUUGGCAACGCCCAGAGAUUUGGCGUUCCUCUGGGAUUUGGAGGCCCACAUGCCGCCUUCUUCGCCGUCAAGGACAAACAUAAAAGGAAGAUGCCUGGCCGUCUCAUUGGCGUGUCAAAAGACCGACUCGGCGGCCGGGCCCUUAGACUUGCCCUGCAAACAAGAGAGCAGCACAUCAGGAGGGAGAAGGCAACGAGCAACGUCUGUACCGCUCAAGCGCUGCUCGCCAACAUGAGCUCCCUCUAUGCCGUGUAUCAUGGCCCCAAAGGUCUCAAGUCGAUCGCCGAACGGUGCAGCUUGGGAGCACGAGUUGUCCAAGCUGCAGCCAGGCACUUCGGGUUCGACUCUGGUUCUCAAACAGUCGCUUUCGACACUGUUACAAUCUCUUUGCCCGGGAACGCCGAAUCACUCUGGCAGGCCGGUAUCCAAAGCUAUUUGAGGCUCAGGUUAGACGGGCCCGAUAAGGUUGUGAUUAGCAUCGAUGAGACUGUGAAUGAGGGCGAUCUCAUACGGCUGAUCAGGCUGUUCGCAAACGCUGCCAACGUGACCUGCGAACCCGAAGAGUAUGUCGCGCUGCUUAUGCAGUUCCUGCGAGAGCAGAAGGCAGCUUCUACGAAGCGCGGCCAGCUGUGGUACAUUCCUGAGGCAUUGCGGAGACAGUCUAACUACCUGACGCAUCCCGUCUUCAACACUCAUCACUCAGAGACCGAGCUGCUCCGCUAUAUCCAUCACUUACAGUCCAAGGACCUGUCCCUGGUGCACUCCAUGAUCCCGCUGGGGUCGUGCACCAUGAAGCUCAACGGCAGCACCGAGAUGAGCCUCAUCACGCAGCCCGGCUUCUCAAAAAUCCACCCCCACGCGCUCCCGGGAGAUAUACAGGGUUACCAGGAGCUCGCAAGCGCUCUGGAGGAUCAGCUGAAGGAGAUUACCGCCAUGGAUGGUGUCUCCCUGCAGCCAAACUCAGGAGCCCAGGGCGAGUUCGCCGGCUUGCGCGCCAUCCGCAAGUUCCACGAGAGCAAUGGCGAGUCCCACCGUGACAUUUGCCUGAUCCCCGUCUCGGCCCACGGAACAAACCCGGCUUCUGCUGCCAUGGCGGGCAUGCGUGUCGUAACUGUCAAGUGCGAUUCCAGGACGGGCAAUCUGGAUCUGGCGGACCUGGAGGCCAAGUGCGAAGAGUACUCGAGCCAAAUUGCCGCUAUGAUGAUUACGUACCCCAGCACGUUCGGCGUAUUCGAACCCCAUAUCAAGAAGGUGUGUGAGAUUGUGCAUACACACGGUGGCCAGGUGUAUAUGGACGGAGCGAAUAUGAACGCUCAGAUCGGCCUUUGCUCGCCUGGCGAGAUUGGUGCCGAUGUCUGCCAUUUGAACUUGCACAAGACGUUCUGCAUUCCGCACGGCGGCGGUGGACCGGGAGUCGGGCCUAUCUGCGUCAAGCAGCACUUGGUGCCGCACCUUCCGACCAAGGAUGUGGUCAACCCGGAGGACCCGAACCAUCCAGUCAGCAGUGCGCCAUACGGCAGUGCCAGCAUUCUGCCGAUUAGCUGGGCGUAUAACGCGUUGAUGGGUGGCGAGGGUCUCAAAAAGGCAACCAAAAUUACUCUUCUGAACGCGAACUACCUCCUCAGCCAGCUCAAGCCGCAUUAUCAGAUCCUGUAUACGAACGAGCACGGCCGUUGCGCGCACGAGUUCAUCCUCGACGUUCGGCCCUUCCACGACACGGCAGGCAUCGAGGCGAUCGACAUCGCGAAGCGAUUGCAGGACUAUGGCUUCCACGCGCCGACCAUGAGUUGGCCCGUGGCUAACACGCUCAUGAUUGAGCCGACCGAGUCUGAGUCCAAAGAGGAGCUCGAUCGCUUCGUCGAGGCGUUGGUCAGCAUCCGGCAGGAGAUCCGUGAGAUUGAGGAGGGCAAGGCUCCACGGCAGGGCAAUGUGCUGAAGAUGGCACCACACCCAAUGGCCGACAUAAUUGCUGGCGACGGAGAGGGCGGGGCUAAAUGGGACAGGCCCUACAGCCGCGAGAAAGCGGCGUAUCCGUUGCCAUGGCUGAAGGAGAAGAAGUUCUGGCCCAGCGUUGCCAGGGUGGACGAUACAUAUGGUGAUUUGAACCUCUUUUGCACCUGUCCUCCGGUUGAGGACACCACGGGCGGACACAUGUCGUCGAUUCAGGAGGUCUGA
Molecule: messenger RNA, 3246 nt
Organism: Canariomyces notabilis
Lineage: Eukaryota; Fungi; Ascomycota; Sordariomycetes; Sordariales; Chaetomiaceae
Product: glycine dehydrogenase
Exons: 3
Coding region: 1-3246 (1081 amino acids)
Biological process (GO): glycine decarboxylation via glycine cleavage system
Cellular component (GO): mitochondrion; glycine cleavage complex
Molecular function (GO): glycine binding; glycine dehydrogenase (decarboxylating) activity; pyridoxal phosphate binding
Source: RefSeq, a predicted model, not a curated record